AUGAGCUCGGCGGGCGGCGGGAGCAGCGCACAGCAGCAGUCCCGCCGCAACAUCAUGCAGGCUUUCUGGGUUUUGUUGGUGGCCGCCUUGUGCGUCUCCGUCAGCCGGACCAGCGCCCAAUGCGACUGCCGGCCACGAGCCUUCUGCACUGGAGCGUACCGACAAAGGAAUGUACAGCAGUGCUGGCUGCAAGACCGAACCCUGGGUGUUUGUUGCGGCCAGUCAUCCUCUUUUACUUUCACUGGCAGAAGCUCCACCACCAAGCAAAGGCCUAUCACCUUCCCUGCUGUCAGUCAGGGGGCCUUGCCACCUGGCGGCAGACUGUAUGGGGCCCCGCCACGCGGCGGCGGAAGGCCGCGUCCAGUCAGCCAAGUUCAGUGUAUUCCGUUGGUGCUAUGCCCGCCAACGGCAGUCUCGCCCUCCAACCUGCUGCGAAACGGCUGCCGGCUACGCGACGGCUCUCCCGGCACCGUCUGUACAUUCGCUGGGCCGCAGCUAGCGACCAGUGGGCUCCAGAGACAGCAGGUUUCUGGCGGGGACCUACUUCAGCAGCGGCAGAUGGGGACCGAUGGCGCGCGCUCUGCACUGGACCAGAUUCGACCGAUGCCGUCCAGCACGACCAGCUCCGCUGACAGUGCGUUCGUAGCUGAUGGGCUGUCGCAGGGAGCACUGUUCCAGGCGGGGCAGGCUGGCCUCCAGGCGGUCAACAGCCUCACCUCCACCACUUCUCAACUGCUUAACACCGGCCAGGCGCCCAACGUAAACAGCCCGACGGCGCUGUUCUUCCUAAACGCUCAGUCUAGCGAUCUGGAGCAGAACCUGGGACUGCAGGGGCUUCAGUCGCUCACGUCGUUGAGCAACCUGCAGAGCCAGCUCGGGGGCCGCAUCGAGCCAGUGCAGGGGUUAGGCGCCCAGUCCGCCGGUACUAGUAGCGUUGGUAGCAGCGGUGGUGGCGGCCAAUCGCCGUUGCAAGUGCCAAACUGCACCCCCGAAGGACCCGUCAGGUGCGACAACAGUAUUUACCGCACCCUAACCGGCGAGUGCAACAAUCUGCAGCGGCCGCGGCUCGGUCGAGCACUGACCGGUCUCAAGCGACUUCUCCCCAACACGUACGACGACGGUCUGUUCGCCAUGCGAACGGGAGCAGUCCGCGGCGGCACACUGCCCAGUGCGCGGCUGGUGAGCGAGCGCGUGCUGGAUACGUUGUCCAACGAGCUUAAUGAUUUCACACUGUCGCUGAUGCAGUUCAGCCAGUUCGUCGACCACGAUCUGUCGCACGCAUUGGUGUUCCGUCUUAAUUCUGGCAACGGCAUCGAGUGCUGCGAGAACGACGGUCAGACAUUCCCGACGGUGCCCCGGCACCCCCAGUGCAUCCCCAUCCCCAUUCCGGCCGAUGACCCGUUCUACAGCCAGUUCGGCCAACGCUGCAUGAGUCUGGUGAGAUCCCUGCCGGCGCCGCUGCCAGACUGCAUCUCGAGGCCAGGCCAACCGCUCAACGAACUCAGCUCCUUCCUGGACGCGUCCAACAUAUACGGCAGCCAAGUGGAGGAGCUGAAUGCGAUACGCGCCUUCCAGGACGGCUUGAUGCUUACCAGUCCGGGUGAGCUGCUGCCAUUGACGGGUGCAGAUGUCUCGGACAGACCGUGUCGUGCUUCCAUCUGCUUCCGAGCUGGCGAAACGCGCGUGAACGAGCAGAGUGGUCUGGCCGUCAUGCACACGGUGUUCGUGCGCGAGCACAACCGGAUCGCACGCGGGCUCAAGAACGUCCACCCCUUCUGGGACGACGAGCGCCUGUUCCAGAACGCCAGACGAAUUGUGGCGGCCGAAUGGCAGCACAUCCUCUACAACGAAUGGCUGCCGAUUGUCGUCGGCUUCGAGUAUGCCGAUGCGCACGGUCUUCUGCCUCUGCAGUCCGGAUUCUCCAACUAUUAUGACCCGAACAUAGAUCCCAGCAUCUCUAACUCGUUCGCUUCUGCUGCUUUCCGAUUCGGUCACAACAUGGUGCGAGACAUGUAUGACCUGAUAGACGCCAACGGUCAGGUGUUCCAGGUGGUCAACGUCUCCACGACCUUUUUUGAGCCGACUGUGGUGGCACAGAGCUUGGUGGGACAUGCCCGCACCCUAGUCGCCCGUCGUUCGGAAACUUCCGAUACAAACAUGGCACCUGCCAUUCACGAAAUGCUCUUCACUACCAAUUUCCUGUUUGGUUUAGACCUUCUCUCCCUGAACAUUCAGCGAGGUCGAGAUCACGGAACUCCGACGUACGCUCAGGUGCUAGAUGCUUGUGGUAUUGCGAGGGUACAGUUCUGGGGCGACCUCAACCGUGUGAUGGACUCUCAGGUCAUUGACCGGCUGCGGUCUGUUUACGAUGAUCCACGAGACGUGGACCUUUUCAUCGGUGGGGCGAUAGAGCGGCGAGCCCCUGGCGCCCAGGUGGGACCCACCUUCCAGUGCCUGGUCGGGCAGCAGUUCUUCGACCUACGGUUUGGAGACCGUUUCUUCUACGACAACGGCGGCUUUGCGCACAGUUUCACACCCGCACAGCUGGCGGAGAUCAGGAAGAGUAGCUGGGCGCGAAUUAUGUGUGACAAACCCUCGGUCCUCAAUUUGGAAAUGACUUCACCAGGGUUCAGCCAUUAG
Molecule: messenger RNA, 2640 nt
Organism: Pollicipes pollicipes
Lineage: Eukaryota; Metazoa; Arthropoda; Thecostraca; Pollicipedomorpha; Pollicipedidae
Product: peroxidase
Exons: 2
Coding region: 1-2640 (879 amino acids)
Biological process (GO): response to oxidative stress
Molecular function (GO): peroxidase activity; heme binding
Source: RefSeq, a predicted model, not a curated record